Messenger RNA from Cavia porcellus (domestic guinea pig), 1556 nucleotides. RefSeq lists its product as uncharacterized. The record is from RefSeq and is a predicted model, not a curated record. Lineage: Eukaryota; Metazoa; Chordata; Mammalia; Rodentia; Caviidae. Gene Ontology annotation, cellular component: endoplasmic reticulum exit site; endoplasmic reticulum membrane. Gene Ontology annotation, biological process: protein secretion; vesicle cargo loading; endoplasmic reticulum to Golgi vesicle-mediated transport.
AUGGCCACUGCCACAGUGCCCACCCCGCCCAGCCCCCGGCCCUGGGCCUUCGGCCCCUGCGGGCACGCAGGGCACUGGAAGCGCUUGGCAACCCCGCCACCCUCUACCAGCAGGCUGCAGCGCUGGGGCCCAGCACAGCUCACUUUCCCGCGCUGGGCUCUGGCUGCAGCUGACACCAUCCUUCCUGCCCUGCCCCGCGCCCUCCGCACCCCCACCCCUGCAAGCCAUCGGCUUCCCGGCCUCGCGCCCCCUGCGGGCUCCCUUGGCACCCACCUGACCGGCCAGCAUCCUCAGGGACAGAGGCAAGGCUACUGGCCAGCCUUGCUCUGCUGCCACGGGACCCCGCCCCCGGCCGCCCUCAUUGGGCGCGCCACCCGCCAGCCUCCUUCACUGGACGCUCCCGCCAAGCCCCCGCGCGGUGUCCAGCUUUCGUCCCGCCCCCUCUUCGGGCCAGGUCCUGCCCGGUCCUGCCAUGCCCGGCCGGUCCCCAGCGAGCGGUCCUUCGCUAUGGACACGGUAUCAGCCACUGUAGCCUGGGUCUUCGCAUCCCCGGGCACCCCCGAGCUGCUGAAGCCCCUGUGGAAGCUGUACUUGGCCUUUGUAGCCCUGCUACUGAAGACACAUCCCGCAAUAUCCGUAUUUCAGAAAGAUCUCCAACUCCUGCAGUUGAAGCUGAGAGCCUCCCUGUCUGCCAGAUGUGAUCUGGAAGACCAGAUCGUGAAGCUAGGUGAGGACCUCGGCAGGCUGCAGGCAGACAAGGCCCAUGAGGAGGAGUUUAGCAUGCUGCAGCAGAAGGUGGAGGUCCUGAAGGAGCUGUCCCACCAGAAGGAGCUGGAGCUGCAGAAUGGCCUGUGGGCCGAGUUCAGCCCUGGCAGCUGCCUUUCUCCUAGGAUGUUGAGUCAGGCGGAAUGUGCACAGCAGCAGCGAGAGCAGGCGCUGUGGGCUGUGGAUGAGAAGGUGGUGCCGGCCACAGAGGAGGUGAAAAUCUACAAGCGGCGAAUCGGUGAAGUGGAAGCAGAAUUAGAGAAAAUGGAGCGCUCAUUUAAAAACCAGCUUGCUACUGAGAAGAAAAAAGCCCAUGAGAACUGGCUCAAAGCCCGACAUGCAGAGCGCCUGGUGGCAGAUGAGAAGCGGCAGGCCGCCAACCUGCGGCAGAGGCUGGUGGAAAUUACCCAGAAGCUGGAUAUGCUUAAAGAGGAGCCUGGGAUCAUCAAUCCGAUGCCGGACUGUCAUGGAGUGCAGGACGCGCCCCACAGAGGUCCCCUGAGCCAGAAGGGCUCCUUGGGCCUGGCCCCUGUGAGUGGUGGUGAGUGCUCCCUGCCCCCAGGCGCAGAGCCUCCUGGAUGGCUGCCCUCUGGGAGCCUGAACUUUGCAUGCUGCAACAUUCCCAGAGCUGACUUUGGUGAGCCUCUCCGGGGCCUCGAGUCCUGGACUCUGGGACACCAUGCUGCCUUGCCCCGGGCAUGGUUCCCUGAGCUCUGGUACAGAGCCCGGGCACUCCCGGCUUGGGUUUCCACUUAGCCCUGGGCCCUGUGCAGGCCCACCCGAACUGCAGU